AUGUCUCAUUCACCAUCAUCGUCAUCUGUGGAGAGCUUGAGCAGUUUGCUUGAGGCCUCUCUUGUGGGUCAACCGUUGGGGAGCAUGAUCCUAUUAUGGAUGUCCACUGCUUGCGUGCUUGCUUUAUCACUCACAUACAUCUACUUGUACUACCACACCCUAGGACCGAGACCACAACGGGGAUCGAUCGAGAAUGCGCAGGAUGCUGAGGUUGAAGAGAUUCAGCCUAAUGUGGAGAACACUACGACGGUACCGGCUGGAGGCGCGGCACCGAUAGAUCAGGAUGACGGGAAGCACUCGUCUGCUAGGAAGGGGCGAGGGGACAGGGGUUGCCUCGCUGAUAGAGCAUCACAGUGCUUUGAGCAACUAAAAAAUUCGACCACUCCCGAGGAGGAGAUCAAUUCUUUGAAUAAAAUUAAAGAUCUUUUUGCGGAGAUCGAGCGAGGCAAUGCCCCGCGGGCUAGGGUGGUCUCGGCCGAAACCAUUAUCUGCAGUCAGCUGGUGCAAAGUGAUUUCCUAUCGAUUCUGAAUCGAGCAAAGUCGAAUGAAGAGUCUCCGGAAGGGUCAAUACCACCGGAGCUCCGUGAACUAUCAACUUGGCUCAUCGAGAAGACAGUGCCGAUCAUAUGGUCGACCUAA
This is a messenger RNA of Perkinsus marinus ATCC 50983, 639 nucleotides long. RefSeq lists its product as hypothetical. Bases 1 to 639 code for a protein of 212 amino acids. The transcript is spliced from 6 exons. The record is from RefSeq and is a predicted model, not a curated record. NCBI's taxonomy places the organism in Eukaryota, Perkinsozoa, Perkinsida, Perkinsidae.